Messenger RNA from Protopolystoma xenopodis, 1164 nucleotides. The record is from the annotation of a GenBank genome assembly. Lineage: Eukaryota; Metazoa; Platyhelminthes; Monogenea; Polystomatidea; Polystomatidae.
GUCGUAGACAGCCGCAGAGGCCCUGGACCCCGGCACAUAAGCCAGAUCAACAAGUUGCAGCGACGCCGGCAUGCAAACCUAUGCCCGCCAGCCGGCCAGUCGUACUGCAGCAGCACCAGCGCCAGUGAAACUGUCGGCUGUCCGGCCUCCGUUUCAACCCGAGAAGUCAAGAUUGCCGAAGAACCCAUAAAUCCCAGUCCCGUGCCUUCCACUGUUGUGCCUAUCUCUCGGCAAAUCAUUGUCGCAAAGCAACCGCCCCUUUUCUGUUGCCAUCGGAGACUAUGGCCGGACCGUCCGAGCACCUGUCAACCGUCGCAACGCAUUGCUCAUCUGCGAGCCCAGCGAAUUGUGCCGCAUGGCCACCGUCAGACUGGUAAACACUUUCCACAUCAGUAUCAGCACCAACUCUGUCAUCAUCAACAUCAUCAUCACCAUCAUUAUCAUCAUCAUCACCAUCAUCAUCAUUACCAUCAUCCUCACAGUCAACCAGAGCCCCGAUUCGACUUCUCCCACCAUCAUUACCCUCCGCCAUAUCCUCAGGAUAACAUGCACUUCCUUCCCCUUCAACUCGCCGAUUCAUAUCAUUUUUGCAGGGGUCAGGUUAGUGGAAUCUGCUGUUCAUGUCGACUCGCGGUUGCAAUUUCCUCUGGGUCCUGCGCCCAUGAACGUGGCAAGUCUUCGCCCUCGGAUUCGGCCACCUCAUGUCUGCCUUACUUUUUCUCUAGCCACUCAUCAGCAUCUUCUUCACUCUCCUCCGCCUCCAUCUUAUCCACCGCCUCCGGCCAACAGCCUUUUCUCCACGGUCUGGGCAAACCUGAUCAAGACAUCGUUUUGUCGCGGAUUCCACCUCAGACCAGCAGCACAAGCGACUUAUGCCCGUCGGCUCCGGUUGGAUUUCACUUACUGCCAGGCGCGACGCUCCAAUUGUUAGCCGAAGAGUCCACUUGUGUCAUGGAACUGGUCGAGUGUCGACAGGCCGUUCGGCCGAGUCCGGAUGAACCGAGGGCGACUCGUUCUUGCCUGAAAUCCGACCAAUCGCGGCCAGGAAACAGGGUCUGGACGAGUGUGCCGGUGAGGCAGAAGCGACGAGUCACACUCACGCCGGUCCGGGCGCCCGAUUGUGAGCAGAUGGAAGAGUUGUUCAGUGAAAUCAUGGCCAAGUGA